AUGAGAUUCUUCAUCAUCCUUCUUUUGGCUCUUUUAGCUGUCACUGCUCUUGGUAAGUCAAAUAUCAAUUUCAUCAUGUAAAAUAUCUGUAAAAUGACAUUUCAAGUAUAAAAAAAAUUGUGUACCAACAACUUAUCCUAUGACCUUCGACUUCAGGAGCGGCCCACCACGGCAAAAAGCCAGUUCACAAGAAACCAGCCCAUCACCCUCCAGCCCACAAAGCUUCAGCCCACAAAGCCCCAGCCAAAGCCGGUACUAAAGCUCCAUCUGGGACUGGUGCGACUUCAGUUGCCAAGACUACUGGUGCUGCUGCGGCCGCUACUACCGUCAAGGCUUCUUAA
Bursaphelenchus okinawaensis is the source of this 341-nucleotide messenger RNA. The record is from the annotation of a GenBank genome assembly. NCBI's taxonomy places the organism in Eukaryota, Metazoa, Nematoda, Chromadorea, Rhabditida, Aphelenchoididae.